GUAGAGUCAGAAAAAGUGGGGUGAGACAAAUGUAAUUUGUGUUGCGUCUGGCCCUCAGCCCCCCUGGCAGACCAGCCCAUUCAGUCCUCAGCAGUCCUCUCACAGGACAGGAAGCCUUCAUGUGCGAGGAAGCAGAAGCUGUCUAAGUUUAGAGGAGGAAAAAAGAAAGUUGCCAGUGUCAGAGUCAGCAUGGCCGGGGGCUCGGUGUCUGAGUGCAAGGAGUACUUGUUCAAAGUGUUGGUCAUCGGGGAAUUAGGCGUGGGGAAAACCAGCAUCAUCAAACGCUACGUGCACCAGCUUUUCUCGCAGCACUACAGGGCGACGAUCGGGGUCGACUUUGCUCUUAAAGUUAUCAACUGGGACAGUAAGACGCUGGUCCGGUUACAGCUGUGGGAUAUCGCAGGUCAAGAACGAUUCGGGAAUAUGACGCGAGUAUACUACAAAGAGGCCGUGGGGGCAUUUGUGGUGUUUGACGUGACACGGGGAUCCACUUUUGAGGCAGUGGCUAAGUGGAAGCACGAUCUGGAUAGCAAGGUGAAGCUUGCUAACGGCAACCCCAUCCCUUCAGUUCUGCUCGCCAAUAAAUGUGACCAGAAGAAAGACAUCUCCAAUAGCACAGCCCUCAUGGACAAUUUCUGCAGAGAGACCGGCUUCCUGGGGUGGUUUGAAACUUCAGCAAAGGAAAACAUCAAUGUGGACGAGGCAGCAUGUUUCCUGGUAGAGAAUAUCUUGGCUAACGACAAAGGAUUACCGUAUGAGGAGAGCAACGGAGACCGGAUCAAACUGGAGCAGGAGACUGUGCCUGCUGAGAGCAAGUCAGGCUGCUGCUAGCACACAGUCCGUUCACAUUAGCCAUCCGUUGGCCUCCCUUUGGCAGGGUCUGACCCUCACAGCUCACCCAGCCUGUGGUUCUCAGCCCUUUCUUCUGCAGUCUCUCCAAGGAAUAGGAAUUUUGGGGGUCUUCAAGUCUCCAGGAUCUCCUUCUCUUUGCACUGAUACCCAUUGGACCGGCAUAUCCAAAAUUCUCACUGUAGCUUUCCUUUGGCCAGAAUAAAACCCCGAUUUUAUUUUCAUGAUUUUGCUGUUUCCCUCUGCCUUUUCCCUUUGUGUCUCACACUUCUGAAAUACAAGAUUUUUAUUCAACUGUGUUUUUCACCACAUGUCUUAGCUGUGAUCCUCACCCACCUCUCCUUGCCUGAAUCCUGCUACUCUGAAGCCCUGGACUGUGUCAUUCCUGUCAACCAAAGCAAAAAGUUGUUAAAUACAAAGUAGAAAACUACCUGUAGCCUCUGUCACUUUGAUCAAUUCUCUCUCAAUGUCCUUACAGUCAUCUCUGUCUAUGAAACAAGACACUUUAUAGUUUGGUGUUUCUUAAAAACAUCUUUGCUUAGAGAUAUGCACCUAAACGUUUUUUUACUGCAGGUCUAUGUGUGUGUCCAGGACUACUGUGUAAAAAAUAAGCAAAUAAGUUAUCAAGUGUUAUUGUGUCUGUCUUUUUGCCAUAUUUUCUCUGAAAUAAUGUGCCAUUAUGCCAUCAUUUUUUUUGUAAGGUUGAUUAGAGGGGAACAAUAUUUGUUGUUUACUUAUACUUUAACAAGCACACAAAAAGCAACCACAGUAUUUCGGGUAUGAAAAGCUGAAUGACCUGUACUUUGUGUGGCACUGAAAAAACUUUGUUCUAUCAUCGUUGCACCAGUAUGAAAAUGCAGAUCUUAUUUACACUAUGUUUUUUUUAAAUAAUAUGUUGGGGCAUGCAUUAUAAAACCUUUGAGAUGUCAUAAAAACAGAUUCCUAAAAAGGACUAAACUCUCGUGUACAUAAAAAAGGUAACCUGAUAAAGUGUUCAGAUGAAAUAUGGAGGAUUUUUUUAAAACAUGGAGUUGAGAUUAAGUUUACAUGUGGAAAUACUUCAAAUCUACAAGACCAAAACAGACAUUACAAAUAAACCUUUGAACACAUGUCUGUUGUCUACUAGUCAUUACAGUGUCAAUUUUAUUUAAUGUGUAUAUGUGUGCAAACAGUGGAGCAAUGUUGAUUUGCUUAUAGACAUGCUGUGGGAAUGAAUAAAUGAUGUCUGUACUAAAAUCUCA
Molecule: messenger RNA, 2090 nt
Organism: Cheilinus undulatus (humphead wrasse)
Lineage: Eukaryota; Metazoa; Chordata; Actinopteri; Labriformes; Labridae
Gene: rab32a
Product: RAB32a, member RAS oncogene family
Exons: 3
Coding region: 190-831 (213 amino acids)
Biological process (GO): vesicle-mediated transport
Cellular component (GO): vesicle; Golgi apparatus; trans-Golgi network
Molecular function (GO): GTP binding; GTPase activity
Source: RefSeq, a predicted model, not a curated record